CUUUUUGUACCAAAAAAAGACUUUCUUCCUUUUUUUUUUUUUCCCUUCCGUGUACUACGAGAUUUCGUGAACGACCAAAAGCGGCAGCUUCUUACCAAAAAAAUACAAAGCGGCAGUUUCCGUCUCGAGAGAACGAGAGUGCCGAGCUCUUUCGUUAGAUAUUUUGUGUUGUCUCUUGACGUUGGAUGAAGCAACCUUUUGGAAAUUAGUUACGAUUGUUGGACUAAACUCCAUAAUUUGAUGUUGGUAAACAUGCUUGUUUCCAUGUUCUGAAUUUAUUGCGACUAGAGUUAUAUGGGAAAAAGUCAGCCAUGCAGAAUGAGCAUUGUAAAUCCCUUGUUAUACAUUCAAGGAUGGAACCCAGCUUUAGCAACUGUAAGAAAACUGUUUUCUUGGGUAACUUGCUAAAGCUUAAACAGAGUAACUAAGUUAUGGAGCUUUAAUUGUCACUACUUCUUGAAUAAGAUGGAAACACUGGGAGCUUCUUGAGUCUUUACUUGCAAGCUUUUGAACAACGUACUGUUUGUGCUUUGUCCAGCUCUGAAUCUUGUUUGCUUUGAACAUCAGGCCCUCACGUUCUUGAGCAUAUCAAAUUGUAUUCUGAUAUGGCAUCAACAACAAUCACAACUGUGUCCAUCAGUUCAAUAUAUGCUCAGACUGGUUUGGGAGCAAAAUCUAGGCCCUUAGGCUUGAAUUUUAGUAGCCCAAAGUCCUUUAAGAGUUUUAGUGGUCUGAAAGCAGGAUCAUCAGUUGAAAUUGAAUCAGAGACGUCCUUUUUGGGCAAGGAAAGCAAUGCUGCCCUCCAGGCAUCUUUUGUUCCAAAGAGCAAACCAAGACAGACGUUCACAAAUCAGCUCCAGCCCCGAGCAUCCACUUAUAAAGUCGCCAUCCUUGGGGCUGCUGGUGGGGUCGGUCAAUCCCUAGGACUUCUUAUCAAGAUGUCUCCACUGGUCUCAGCUUUGCAUCUUUAUGAUAUUGAAAAUUUGAAAGGAGUUGCUGCUGAUCUCAGCCAUUGCAAUACUCCCUCUCAGGUUCUGGAUUUCACAGGACCAUCCGAACUUGCCAAUUGUUUAAAAGGUGUGGAUGUGGUUGUCAUCCCUGCAGGAGUUCCAAGGAAGCCAGGCAUGACUCGUGAUGAUCUAUUCAACAUCAAUGCCAACAUUGUGAAGACAUUGGUUGAGGCUGUUGCAGACAAUUGUCCAGAUGCUUUCAUCCACAUCAUCAGCAACCCUGUCAACUCUACUGUCCCAAUAGCAGCAGAAGUUCUCAAGCAGAAGGGUGUCUAUGAUCCAAAGAAACUUUUUGGUGUUGCAACUCUGGAUGUUGUUAGAGCUAAUACAUUUGUUGCAGAAAAGAAGAACCUCAAGCUCAUUGAUGUGGAUGUACCAGUUGUUGGGGGGCAUGCCGGCAUUACCAUCUUACCAUUGCUGUCGAAGACGAGACCAUUGGUGAGCUUCACUGACAAAGAAGUUGAAGAGCUAACUGUGAGAAUACAGAAUGCUGGGACAGAGGUUGUGGAGGCAAAAGCUGGUGCUGGAUCUGCUACCCUGUCCAUGGCCUAUGCAGCAGCUAGAUUUGUUGAGUCAUCUCUCCGAGCAUUGGAUGGAGAUGGGGAUGUCUAUGAGUGCUCUUUUAUUCAGUCCGAGCUAACUGAACUGCCUUUCUUUGCAUCAAGAGUCAAGCUUGGGAAGAAAGGCGUGGAAGCUGUGAUAUCUGCAGAUCUGCAGGGGCUGACUGAGUUUGAGGCGAAAGCACUGGAAGCAUUAAAGCCAGAGCUGAAGGCCAGCAUCGAGAAGGGUGUGGCAUUUGUUCAGAAACAGGCAGCAGCUGCAUCUGUCUGAGGCUUUCUAGUUUUUCUUGCCCCAAACAGUCGUACAAAAAAAGAAUAAAGAUAGAGCCGUGCUCUAAAGCUUUCAGUUUUGCAGCAUAGAACAUUUUCUUAUUUUAACACUGGAGAACUGCUCUUGAUGAGAUGCAGGAGAUCUCUGUUUUGAAGGAUAUUAUGAAGAGGGAAAAUACAGUACUGAUAUGUUAGGGCAUGUUAUCAUGGUUGCAUGGAAGUCUCAUUAGUAUUACCAUGUAACUGAUUUUGUUUUCUCGUUUUGACUCGUUUCCUCAAUGCUGUAGUCUCGAUGUUGUUCAACUUAGAGAAAAUCAUUAGCCAUGCAGUGGUCAGAGGAGAGAUAUAUCUUGAGGAGAAUUUAUUAUUUGCAAGCAACACAAAGCAUUAUAGCAUGGCAUAUUUUGCUAUAAAAGACUCAUACUGUUUGUUUUAUUAUCUGUAUUGGUGUACCAUUUUGUUCUUGUUAAGAAAUUUGAAAUUCUUGAAUAUCGCAAUACCUGUUUAUUUGCAUGGCAAUUGCAAUUAUAACAACAGGCAUGCCAAAUAUAAGUUUUCAUA
Molecule: messenger RNA, 2401 nt
Organism: Elaeis guineensis (African oil palm)
Lineage: Eukaryota; Viridiplantae; Streptophyta; Magnoliopsida; Arecales; Arecaceae
Source: RefSeq, a predicted model, not a curated record